AUGAGUGGGGCGAAUGUCAACCCUUUUUGGAGCACACAAGCACGAGCUCAUCCUGGUGAAGGUGGGGUGGUGCCUGAGGGGAUGCGUCAAGGGGAAGUCAGAAGGUCGCCAAACUAUGUCGACGUGGAGGCCAUCAGGGAGAAGGUGCUCAGGGAAGCCGAGAAUCUCUUUGCAAAGGAGAUCAAGAAGGCCACUGGUGGAGCAGAGUCAUCAUCCUUCGAGUCGGUGCCAAGUGCUGACCGAGAGCCUGGGCGGUCAACGGUCGGGGUGAUGGGACCGGGCGGAGGAGGCAAUGGGGGCGAAUCGACUCGCCGCGAUGGUCGAGGGUCUCAACCACAUGGUCUUGAGCGUCCACCAGGGUUGCAGAAGGAAGGAGUGUGUGAGGGUCCGUUGAACAGGUCUGAACCACCUCAGGGGACCGUGAAUGAAGUGUUUAGAAGCUUGGAGUUACCACCUCUACCAUCUCCUGGCAGCGAUGGUGCUUCGCUGGCUUUCGGCGAUUGGUUGACGGUGGCGAUGCCUCUCAUGUCAGAUCUGUCAUCCUCAGCGAGGGGUUGGUGGCAAGCAAACAUCAUGGAUGCGGAGGCGCUGCAUGAGACUUGGCUGAAGUUGAAGCCGCUGGAAAGGCUGAGGCUUAAGGUUGAUCGGCCUUUGCACCCCAGUUAUGAACGGGUUGAGCACCGGGGAGUGACCAUUUUGCUGGGGGUUCUUCCCGAUCAAGUUCGAAGGGAUGUCAUCGCCUCUAGAAAGGUGAGCUGCCUGGGAAUUCUGUUUCGGCUGUACACCAUCUUUCAACCAGGGGGUUCAGCUGAGAGAACUGCGCUCCUCAAGAGCAUCACCGAGCUGAAGGUGGGCAAUGGGGUGGCAGAUGUUUUGUCUGGAAUUCGCCAAUGGAGGCGAUGGAUCCAGCGUGCGCAGGAGUUGGGCCUGACUACACCGGACCCUCUGGUGCUGGUGCAAGUGCUGAACAGGGUCACAGAAGCCCUGGGUCGACAUGGUGGUGCUCAGGCGGAGGCUGAAGAUCUGGCGCUGAUGACUGGCUCUUCAAAGACGCCUGCGGCAGGUGCGAAUGUGAACAUGUCCACAGCUGGAGGGACGGCUCCAAAGGCGGCGGCAUUCAACACCACGAGCUCUACAGAAGAGAAGGAGUUUGAGGAGCUGGAAAAGGGGCACUACAGCAUCACGGCCGAGGACGCUGAGUGGUGGGAGGAGAACAUCCCUGGGGUCUCGGGGGAGCUGUUGGAGUUCAUGAAGGGCCAGUCAUGGUGUCUGGAGGGUGAGGAGCAGGUGAUUGGUCGGGAAGAGAUCGAUGAGCUUCGGAGGCCCCAUCAGCUGCAGAACAUUGCAAUGGUGGAGGUGAUGGAAGACAGAG
This is a messenger RNA of Durusdinium trenchii, 1372 nucleotides long. NCBI's taxonomy places the organism in Eukaryota, Dinophyceae, Suessiales, Symbiodiniaceae. The record is from the annotation of a GenBank genome assembly.